This is a messenger RNA of Spirodela intermedia, 1712 nucleotides long. NCBI's taxonomy places the organism in Eukaryota, Viridiplantae, Streptophyta, Magnoliopsida, Alismatales, Araceae. The record is from the annotation of a GenBank genome assembly.
AUGGCGACGAGCGGGGACAGAGGGAAAUGGGCGGCGGCGUCCCCGAGGGUCUGCAUAAACGAGGUCCUUACGGACGACGAGCUGAGGGCGGUGCUGUGGAAGCUUCAGACGGAGGAAGAGAGAGACGGAUUCGGGCUCGUAUGCAAGCGCUGGUUGCAGCUGCAGAGCUCGGAGCGCCGGCGGCUGCGCGCCAGGGCGGGGCCGGCCAUGCUGCGGAGGAUGGCGGAAAGGUUCUCGGGCGUCGUCGAGAUGGACCUCUCGCAAUCCACUUCUCGGUCUUUCUACCCUGGCCUCACCGAUUCCGACCUCUCCGUCGUCGCCGCGAGAUUCUGGCGCCUGGUAUCUCUUGACCUGAAGAAUUGCAAAGGUGGGGAUUCCGUCAUCUGUUCCCCUCUUUCUGCUAUCACCUUGCACAAGCUCAAUCUCUGCCCUGUGCCUCGUGUGAUGUUCUUAUAAGUUAUUUGAUCUUUCUUUUCCUCCCUCCCCUGCGGAGACCCCUCCCUGUCUGGUUCGUUCCGGGUAAUUUCGGCUUUCCGAUGGCUCGUGUCUGAUGAUAUGCAUCUGGUCAAACUCUUUUUUCUUUCGUGUUUCAUUCAUAUGCUUUUCUUGAUGUUUAUGUAUGAUCUGUUUAUAUCUCAGUGCUGGUUCCUGUUUCUUCCACCAGCCGCAGAAUUUCCUUCCAAAUUGAACAGCAUAUGGGGAUAACGCCUGCCAUGAAAUUUCUAUUUAUAUAUACUCUGCGUGAUCAUCAUCAUCUUUGGAUACAUCGGACCUGACCGAGGGAUCGAGUGCCGCCUUCUUUUGCAGGAAUCAGUGACGCUGGGAUCAUAGCCCUUGGAAAUGGCCUCCCGUCGCUCCAGGUUCUGGAUGUCUCCGGCUGCAGAAAACUCACGGACACGGGAUUAAUCGUCGUAUCUCAGUCAUGCUCCAAGCUGAGGGGCCUUCAUCUUUCCGGCUGCAAGCUCGUGACAGACGGAUUGCUUCAGGCCCUCUCGAGGAAUUGCCCUCAGCUCGAAGAUCUCGGGCUCUCGGGCUGCCACAACAUAACGGACAGUGGGCUAUCGACUCUGGUCAACGGCUGCCGGCGCCUCAGGUUCCUCGACUUGAGCAAAUGCAGCAAGGUUGGGGACGAGGGGGUCUCCCAAAUCGCGAGUUCGUCUUCCUCCUCCCUGAAAACCCUAAAGCUUCUGGACUGCCUCAAUGUCAGCGAUCUGUCCAUCUACGCCUUGGCGAAUUCCUGCGAGAACCUGGAGACGAUCGUCCUCGGGGGUUGCCGGAACGUCUCGGAGGAAUCCGUGAAGGCGCUCAUGGCGGCCUGUUCUUCCUCGAUCAAGAACCUUAGGGUUGACUGGUGCUUGGACGUCGGGGAUUCCUCAGUGCGGUGCGUACUCUCUAGGUGCAGGAACCUCGCGGCGCUCGACAUCAGCUGCUGCGACAAGGUGACGGACGCCGCCUUCCACGAGCUCGGCGCCGCCGAAUUUGAAUCUGGGCUGAAGGUUUUCAAGGCCAGCAGUUGCCCCAGGAUCACCGUCGCCGGCCUGGGGAUGCUGCUGGAGUUCUGCAAGUUUCUGGAGUACGUUGACGUGAGCUCGUGCCCGCACAUAACCAAGGCCGGCUGCGAGCAGGCCGGGUUGACUUUUUCAGCAGGCUGUAAGAUGAACUUCUCCGGUAGAUUGCCGGGACCUGAUGCCAUCGUGGACGUGUUCUUCUGA